GCCGGGAAAAGGCAUGUGCCCCCCCACGUAGUAGUAACUUAAUUCAUCGAUCCUGUCGAGUGGGGUUGAUGGAGGUCGAACGCGAUGCGGAAGAGGGGCGGGGGGCGCCGCUGCCAGGGGGCAUGGAGUCCUCUGUGCAAGUGGAAACCACUGGCGACCCCCACACAGCGGUGCAUCAUUCGUCUGCCAUUCCCGCCGCCAGUUCAGCCACGGCCAACGAAGACGGCAGUAGCGAGGGAUACGUCCUGGUCGAGGACGGCUCGACGACGACAGCCAAGAAAGGCGAAGCCGCCACCGAAACCUCCACCUCCAAGGCAACGACGACGGCUUCGCAUGCCAUUUCGUACCGACCAGACAUCGACGGCCUACGCACCAUCGCGGUGGUGCCCGUCGUGGUCUUUCACGCGUACCCCGCCCUGCUUCCAGGCGGGUUUGUGGGCGUCGACGUGUUUUUCGUGAUUUCGGGGUUCCUCAUCUCGGCCAUUUUGCUCAAAGAAGGCGCCAAGCAUACUUUCACGUACGCAUCGUUUUACUCGCGCCGCAUCCGCCGCAUCUAUCCCGCGCUGUUGGUCGUCGCCACCUCGACGCUCGUGGUCGGGUGCUGCUGGCUGCUCAAGACGCCCCUACGCACGCUGUCGGCCACGCUGGUGGCGGGCACGCUGUUUGGCGCGAAUCUGCAGCUGCUCACAGUCGAUGAAGGGUACUUUGACGCCAGCGUCAAGGAGAAUCCACUGCUGCACCUGUGGUCCCUGGGGGUCGAGGAGCAGUUUUACAUCGUGUGGCCGUUCCUGGUGUCGGUUCUGCUACGCCUGUCGGUCCGUCGCGCAUUGCUGACCCAAGUCGUGUUCAUUGGGUGCAGUUUCGCCUGCAACGUGCUGCUGCUUGGGGUGGACGGGUCCAACAAGUACGCGUUUUACUUCCCGCUCAGUCGGUUCUGGCAAAUGGCGCUGGGGGGGCUGCUCGCGUUCGAACACGCCCACUUGAAAACCGUCGCUAUUUUUGUAGCUGCCAAACCCGUGGUGGCCUCGACGCUGUCCCUCAUGUCGCUGGGGGUCCUUGUCGUGGGGUACGCUGUCAUCAACGAAACCGAUGCUUUCCCUGGGUUUUGGGCCCUCCUGCCGACAUUUGGCGCGCUGGGGCUUCUCGCCGCCGGCAAGGACUCGCCGAUCAACCAGUACGUCCUCGGCAACCCCGUCAUGGUAUUUGUUGGCAACAUCAGCUACUCGCUGUACCUGUGGCACUGGCCACUUCUUGUGCUUGCGAAGGCUCACUUCCCCAACGACCUCUCGCGCCCUUGGUACAUGCAGCCGUACACCAUGAUGAUCUUGUCCGUCGUAUUGAGCAUCCUGACGUUGUACUUGGUGGAGAACCGCACGCGGCGGCAUCCAUCGCCACUCCUCGUUCCAUGCUUGGUCGUGUGCAUGGUCGUCUUGGGGGGCGUCGCACUUGCCGCGUUCAACUUGCCCGCGUCGUUCUCGUUGCCUGCUCAACGCGUGGCAGGUGUUCCAGUGCUAAAUGACUUAAACGAUACCUCAACAGCCACCACGACUACCGUGAUUGUGAAUGCCACAACCAACACAUCCACGACAGUCACCACCCGCGUCCAUUUGAACUGGAGCAAACCGCCUCGAACGAGCGACCCCACGGUUGCCAAGAUCCUCGCGGGCAUCGAAGACUGGCAUCCCCUCGACGGAUACGAAGGGUACACGGAACCCCUCACCGAGGACACGAUGAAAGUGCUUAACCGGAGGGGCACGAGUCUCCCAAACGUGAUCGUGCUCGGCGACUCGCACGCCAACAUGCUCAUGCCUCGGUUCAAGCGACUGCUGGAGCUGGCCGUGGCGGCCGACCCGGUUAACGGGGCUGCCAAGUUCCCCACGAUCGUGUUUCGGUCGGCCAAUGGAUCUCCCCCUCUGGCUUGCAAUGGUCGCCAUGGGGGGGACGUCGCGCUCGUGCGGGACCUACAGCCGUCGGUGGUGUUUUACAGCUCCAACUGGAUCCAGUUUUGGCGCGCGGGCGGCGGGGCCGGCUCGGUCCCGAGCGCAACCCCCCUCUGUUGCACACCUGGGUACCAGGACGCGUGCGCGUACCAGACGCUGGCGGACGUCCAGGCCAUGGCCGACAUGUUCCAGGCCGAGCUCGCGGCCCUGGUGCAGUCAGGCAAGAAGGUGUUUGUUGCCACCGUGAACCCCGAAGGCCCCGAGUUCAGCGGCCGCAAUAUGGUCAAUGGGAAUGCGGUGGGAACCGUGACCCCGAUCAAACGCUCGGUGUUUCGACAAACGUUUGCAUCGGUCAUUUCCAUCUUGGAACGUGCAGUCGCGAACGCCCAAGCCACGCUCGUCGACUUCUCCGAUAAUCAAUGCUACCAAGAUCUGUGCCAAGUCGUGUCCAUGGCAGAAGGCGAGCCUGUGUACAAGGACAAGGACCACAUGCGACCGUAUUAUGCGCGCAACUACCUCUCCACGGUAGACGUCGUCGUGGAAGCAGCCAUGCUGCUCCCGUAGUUGCUUAGCAACCGUUGCGAAUUAGGACCACCAUGUCGACACGACGUCAUUGUGUACCCGAUAAAAAAUAGACUUUCAU
Molecule: messenger RNA, 2583 nt
Organism: Aphanomyces astaci
Lineage: Eukaryota; Oomycota; Saprolegniomycetes; Saprolegniales; Verrucalvaceae
Exons: 1
Coding region: 69-2504 (811 amino acids)
Biological process (GO): lipopolysaccharide biosynthetic process
Cellular component (GO): membrane
Molecular function (GO): acyltransferase activity, transferring groups other than amino-acyl groups
Source: RefSeq, a predicted model, not a curated record